AUGGGGCUGCCACUAGCCCUCCUGGUGGCCCUCUGCCUGACUCUGACCUGGGUCAGGGGCUCAGAGCUCCAGAGAGGUGAGAGGGGUCAGGGUGGGAGGGCGCGGCAGCUGGAGACGCCCUUUCAGGGGGCUGAGACCGCGGUCCUCAGAGGGCCGCUGCCAGGCCGGAGCCUCGGACGGACAGGCUUCCUGGCGACGUGGGCUGCUCACGCGCCCACCCGCUGCUCCCCAGAAGGCAGGACCCGGAACCACGGCCACAGUGUCUGCAGCACAUGGGGUGACUCCCACUACAAGACCUUCGACGGAGACAUCUUCCGCUUCCCCGGGCUGUGCGACUACAACUUCGCCUCUGACUGCCGGGACACCUACCAGGAGUUUGCUGUGCACCUGAAACGAGGCCCCGGCCGCAGUGGGGGCCACCCCCAGGUCGAGUACAUCCUGCUGACCAUCAAGGGUGAUGCCAUCUACCUCACCAGCCAGCUUGUUGUGGUGAAUGGCGCCGUGGUCAGCAGCCCGCACUACAGCCCGGGGCUGCUCAUCGAGAAGACUGACGCCUACACCAAGGUCUAUUCCCGUGCGGGCCUCACGCUCAUGUGGAACCGGGAAGACUCGGUCAUGCUGGAGCUGGACAGUAAGUUCCGGAACCACACGUGUGGCCUCUGCGGUGACUACAAUGGUCUGCAGACCUACUCUGAGUUCCUCUCCGAUGGCGUGCUCUUCAGUCCCAUCGAGUUUGGGAACAUGCAGAAGAUCAACAAGCCUGAGGAGGUGUGCGAUGGCCCCCAGGAGGUGCCGACCCCCGAGUCCUGCUCUGAGCAUCGCGCCGAGUGCGAGAGGCUGCUGACAGACGCGGCCUUCGAGGACUGCCGGGACCUGGUGCCUCUGGAGCUGCACGUGCAGGCCUGCAUGCAGGACCGUUGCCAGUGCCCGCAUGGCACCUCCUGCGUCUGCAGCACCAUCGCCGAGUUCUCCCGCCAAUGCUCCCACGCAGGUGGCAGGCCUCGGAACUGGAGGACCGCCUCGCUCUGCCCUAAGAGCUGCCCUGGGACCAUGGUUUACCUGGAGAGCGGCUCGCCCUGCAUGGACACCUGCUCACACCUGGAGGUCAGCAGCCUGUGUGAGGAACAUCGCAUGGACGGCUGUUUCUGCCCAGAAGGCACUGUGUACGAUGACAUCAAGGGUGGCGGCUGCAUUCCUGUGAACCAGUGUCACUGCAAGCUGCACGGACACCUGUAUGCACCUGGCCAACAGAUCACCAACAACUGCGAGCAGUGUGUUUGCAACGCCAGCCGCUGGGUGUGCCAGGACCUGCAGUGCCCCAAGACCUGUGCCCUGGAGGGCGGUGCCCAUAUCACCACCUUCGACGGGAGGAAGUACACGUUCCACGGGGACUGCUACUACAUGCUGACCAAGGUCACCCACAACGACUCCUAUGCCAUCCUGGGCGAGCUGACCCCCUGCGGCUCCACCGGCAAGCAGACCUGCCUGAAGACAGUGGUGCUGCUGGUUGACAACAAGAAGAACGUGGUGGCCUUCAGGUUGGACGGCAGCGUCCUGCUGAAUGAGCUGCAGGUGAAGCUGCCCCACGUGACGGCGAGCUUCUCCAUCUUUCAACUGUCCUCCCACCACCUCGUCGUGACCACCGCCUUCGGCCUCAGGCUGCAGGUCCAGCUGGUGCCAGUCAUGCAGCUCUUCCUGACGCUGGAACAUGCUGCCCAGGGGCAGGUGCAGGGCCUCUGCGGGAACUUCAACGGCCUUGAAGGUGACGACUUCAAGACGGCUGGUGGGCUGGUGGAGGCCACAGGCGCCGGCUUCGCCAACACCUGGAAGGCCCAGUUGAGCUGCCACGACAAGCUGGACUGGCUGGAUGACCCCUGCUCCCUCAACAUCGAGAGCGCCAACUACGCUGAGCACUGGUGCUCCCUGCUGAAGAAGACAGAGACCCCGUUCAGCAGGUGCCACUCUGCCGUGGACCCAGCCGACUAUUACAAGAGGUGCAAGUACGACACAUGCAACUGCCAGAGCACGGAGGACUGCAUGUGCGCGGCCCUGUCCUCCUACGCCCGCGCCUGCGCCAUCAAGGGCGUCAUGCUGUGGGGCUGGCGGGAGCGCGUCUGCAACAAGGACGUGGGCUCCUGCCCCAGGUCGCAGGUCUUCCUGUACAACCUGACCACCUGCCAGCCGACCUGCCGCUCGCUGUCCGAGUCUGACACCCACUGUAUCAAGGGCUUCGCGCCCGUGGACGGCUGCGGCUGCCCCGACCACACCUUCCUGGACGAGAAGGGCCACUGCGUGCCCCUGGCCAAGUGCUCCUGCUACCACCAGGGCCUCUACCUGGAGGCGGGGCAGGUCAUCCUGAAGCAGGAGGAGCGAUGCGUUUGCCAGAACGGAAGGCUGCACUGCUGGCACAUCAAGCUGCUCGGCCAGCGCUGUACGGCCCCGAAGAUCCACGUCGACUGCAACAACUUGACGGCGCUGGCCAUCUGGAACCCCAGGCCUGUCAGCUGCCAGACGCUGGCUGCCGGCUACGUGCGUGCUGGUGGCUGCGUGUGCCCCGAGGGGCUGAUUGACGAUGGCCGGGGUGGCUGCGUGGUGGAGGAGGCGUGCCCAUGUGUGCACAACAAGGACCUGUACUCCCCCGGGGAAAAGAUCAGGGUGGACUGCAACACCUGCAUCUGCCAGAAAGGGCGCUGGGCAUGCACCCAGUCCGUGUGCUACGGUACCUGUGCCAUCUACGGGAACAGCCACUACAUCACCUUCGAUGGGAAGUACUAUGACUUCGAUGGACACUGCUCCUACGUGGCCGUUCAGGACUACUGUGGCCAGAACUCCUCACUGGGCUCCUUCAGCAUCGUCACCGAGAAGGUCCCCUGUGGCACCACGGGCGUCACCUGCUCCAAGGCCAUCAAGAUCUUCAUGGGGAGGACGGAGCUAAAGCUGGAGGACAAGCACCGCCUGGUGAUACAGCGCGACGUGGGCCACGCUGUGGACUACACCACGAGGGAAGUGGGCCAGUACCUGGUGGUGGAGGCCAGCAUCGGCAUCAUCGUCAUCUGGGACAAGAGGACCACCAUCUUCGUCAAGCUUGCCCCCUCCUACAAGGGCACUGUGUGUGGCCUGUGUGGGAACUUUGACCAGCGAUCCAGCAACGACUUCACCACUCGGGACCACAUGGUGGUGGACAGCGAGCUGGACUUCGGGAACAGCUGGAAGGAGGCCCCCAGCUGUCCGGACGUGAGCACCACCCCCGAGCCGUGCACCGAGAGGCCGCACCGCCGCUCCUGGGCCGAGAAGCAGUGCAGCAUCAUCAAGAGCCGGGUCUUCGCGGUCUGCCACAGCAAGGUGGACCCCAAGCCCUUCUACGAUGCCUGUGUCCACGACUCGUGCUCCUGCGACACGGGCGGGGACUGUGAGUGUUUCUGCUCUGCCGUGGCCUCCUACGCCCAGGAGUGCACCAAAGAGGGGGCCUGCGUGUUCUGGAGGACGCCUGAGCUGUGCCCCAUAUUCUGUGACUACUACAACCCCCCGAACGAGUGCCAGUGGCAUUACGAACCCUGCGGGAACCGCAGCUUCGAGACGUGCAGGACCAUCAGCGGCCUUCACUCCAACAUCUCCGUGUCCUACCUGGAGGGCUGCUACCCACGGUGCCCUAAGGAAAGUCCCAUCUACAACGAGGACCUGAAGACGUGUGUCACACAGGACAAAUGUGGUUGCUACGUCAAGGACACUCACUACCGACCUGGACAGUCUGUGCCCACGGACCAGAUUUGCCACUCUUGUGUGUGUAACAACUCCUCGCAAGUUGUCUGCCAGCCAGAAGAAGGGAAGAUUGUCACCUCUAAGCAGGACAGCUCCUUCUGCUACUGGGAGAUCUGUGGCCCCAACGGGAUGGUGGAGAAGCGCUUCGACAUCUGCCCGCACACCCCACUACCAUCGUCCCCCUCAACACCCGCCACCACCACCUCUGUCACCCCCAUCACCCCCUCCACCACCACGAGCACCAGUACAGUGCCAUCUUCCUCUUCAAAAACUCCGAGCGCGCCCCAGCCUGGCUGACCAGCGCUGGGUCUUGCUCGCCUAGGGCUAUGCUGCUUCUGGUCCGAGUGGAUCAACGAUGACCAUCCCAGAAUCGGCAGUGAUGGUGGAGACCGAGAGACAUUCAACCGUGUCUGCAGGGCCCCCAAGGAUAUCGAGUGCAGGGUGGCCAUAGAGCCCCACCUCAGCUGGGAAAAGCUGGGCCAGGAGGCUCAGUGCAAUGUCUCCUUCGGGUUCAUCUGCAAGAACGAAGACCAGUUUCGAAACGGACCUUUUGGACUCUGCUAUGAUUAUGAGAUACGAGUCUAUUGUUGCCUGCUGAUGGAUGAGUGUCCCACGACCCCGAUAACGAUCCCCACCACCACCCCAUCAACCACCACUCCCACCCCGCCACCCCCAACUCCCCCCACUACCACCCCGUCAACCCCCACCCCACCCACCCCCACCACCCCCACCCCCACCACCACGCCUCCCACCACCACCACCACCUCAACAGAGACUCCAACCACUACAGAGACCCCAACCACAACACCCACCACCACUUCAACUGGGACUCCAACUCUGACUCCCAGCACCACCUCAACAGAGACUCCUACUCCGACCACUGCAGAGACCCCAACCACAGCACCCACCACCCCUUCAACUGGGACUCCAACUCCGACCCCCACCACAACUACAACAGAGACUCCAACUCCCACCACCCCAGAGACCCCAACCACAACACCCACCACCACUUCAACUGGGACUCCACCUCCGACACCCACCACAACUACAACAGAGACUCCAACUCCCACCACCCCAGAGACCCCAACCACAACACCCACCACCACUUCAACUGGGACUCCACCUCCAACCACCAAGACCCCAACCACAACACCCACCACCACUUCAACUGGGACUCCACCUCCGACACCCACCACAACUACAACAGAGACUCCAACUCCCACCACCCCAGAGACCCCAACCACAACACCCACCACCACUUCAACUGGGACUCCACCUCCAACCACCAGCACAACCACAACAGAGACUCCAACCACUACAGAGACCCCAACCACAACACCCACCACCACUUCAACUGGGACUCCAACUCUGACUCCCAGCACCACCUCAACAGAGACUCCUACUCCGACCACUGCAGAGACCCCAACCACAGCACCCACCACCCCUUCAACUGGGACUCCAACUCCGACACCCACCACAACUACAACAGAGACUCCAACUCCAACCACCCCAGGGACCCCAACCACAGCACCCACCACCAUUUCAACUGGGACUCCAACUCCGACCCCCACCACAACUACAACAGAGACUCCUACUCGGACCACUGCAGAGACCCCAACCACAACACCCACCACCACUUCAGCUGGAACUCCACCUCCAACCACCAGCACAACCACAACAGAGACUCCAACCACUACAGAGACCCAAACCACAACACCCACCACCACUUCAACUGGGACUCCAGCUCUGACUCCCAGCACCACCUCAACAGAGACUCCUACUCCGACCACUGCAGAGACCCCAACCACAACACCCACCACCAUUUCAACUGGGACUCCAACUCCGACCCCCACCACAACUACAACAGAGACUCCUACUCCGACCACUACUCCAACCACUACAGAGACCCCAACCACAACACCCACCACCACUUCAACUGGGACUCCAACUCUGACUCCCAGCACCACCUCAACAGAGACUCCUACUCCGACCACUGCAGAGACCCCAACCACAGCACCCACCACCCCUUCAACUGGGACUCCAACUCCGACCCCCACCACAACUACAACAGAGACUCCAACUCCCACCACCCCAGAGACCCCAACCACAACACCCACCACCACUUCAACUGGGACUCCACCUCCGACACCCACCACAACUACAACAGAGACUCCAACUCCCACCACCCCAGAGACCCCAACCACAACACCCACCACCACUUCAACUGGGACUCCACCUCCAACCACCAGCACAACCACAACAGAGACUCCAACCACUACAGAGACCCCAACCACAACACCCACCACGACCCCCACCACAACCACAACAAGGACUCCAACUCCAACCACUACAGAGACCCCAACGACAACAGCCACCACCAUCCCACCCACCACCCCACCCACCACCACUCUUCCCACCACCCCACUGACAACCUCCACAGUGCCAACAUCCACUGAGUGUUUGCCAGAGUGCCAAUGGACUGGUUGGGCGGAUUCUGGAAUACCAAACUUUUCCAGAGAAGGUGGAGACGUUGAAUCCCUUGAGAACUUCUGUAAUUUGGGCAGGGUAAGCAACAUCUCCUGCAGAGCCACCAUGUAUCCCGACGUUCCCCUCCAAGAGCUUGGACAAAAUGUGGUGUGUAACACCUCUGUUGGGCUCAUGUGUAAAAACCAAGACCAGAAGCCAGGGGGAGCCAUCCCCCAAAGUUACUGUCUCAACUAUGAGAUCAAAGUCUACUGCUGUGCGAUUCCAUUUAAUUGUGUCCCCAGAACUUCGACCACCACCACAGAGAUCCCAACAACGACCCAUACUGCUACUUCAACAGAGACUCCAACCACAACCCCCACCACCACAGAGACCACAACCCGCACCACUACCACACCGACAACCACAGAGACCCCAAUACCAACACACACCACCACAGUGACCCCAACUCCACCACCGACCACGACCUCAACAGAGACUCCAACCACGACCCCUGCCACCACUUCAGCAGAGUUCCAAACCCCAACACCCACCUCCACUUCAACUGGCACUCCAACUCCAACACCCACCACAACCACAACAGAGACUCCAACUCCGACCACUACAGAGACCCCAACCACAACAACUACCACCAUUUCAACUGGAACUCCAACUCCGACCCCCACCUCAACUACAACAGAGACUCCAACUCCGACCACUCCAGAGACCCCAACCACAACACCCACCACCACUCCAACUGGGACUCCAACUCCGACCGCCAGCACAACCACAAGAGAGAUUCCAACUCCGACCACUACAGAGACCCCAGGCACAACACUCACCACCACUUCAACUGGGACUCCACCUCUGACCCCUGGCACCACCUCAACAGAGACUCCAACUCCAACCACUACAGAGACCCCAGGCACAACACCCACCACCACUUCAACUGGAACUCCAACUCCGACCCCCACCACAACCACAACAGAGACUCCCACUCCGACCACUACAGAGACCCCAACCACAACACCCACCACCACAGAGACAAUCCCCACCACUAUCACAACCACAGAGACUCCAACACCAAUAACCACCACCACAGUGACCCCAACACCACCACUGACCACCAGCUCCACAGUGACUCCAACUCCGACCCUCACCAUUAGCACCGCCUCCACAGAGACUCCAACACCUACACCCACCAUAACAGAGACCCCAACUCCAGCAUCCACCACCACAGAAACCCCCUCCCCGACCACUGCCACAUCCACAGAGACUCCAACCCCACCUCCCAAUAUUAGCACUACCAGCAGCACAAUUGUGGAGACAUACAGCACACCACAGACCCCAGCGUUGACAGAACCAGCCAUCACUACAACAGGAGGAACCACGCCCUCUCCACCUACACCUGGCACCACCCCUCCAGUCCCACUGCUGAGCGUUCAGGGAGCUGCUGACCCCACAGUACGUCUCUCCUUGGGCAUGGCUGCCUGUGUCCCGCAUCCCUCAGCCCAUGGCUGUAAGAUGGGCUACAUGGGCAAAGCCAUCCUGCUGGGAGACCACCGAGGCUCGCCAACCUCGGGUCCCACCUCCUCGAAGACCACUCCCACCCAUGGAACCACGACUGGGCCCCCUUCAUCCACCACAGGCCCCCCUUCCACACCCACACCCACUCCUGCGACUGUGUCAAUGACUUCCAAGGGAACUUCCACACCAAUAGGACACUCGUCGACCAUGCCACCCACGCCACAGACCACCAGCACCUUGACCUCCAGUGUGACCACCCCCACGGUGAUCCAAUUAACCUCACCCAACAUCACCACGAGCAUCGUCUCAGUUAUCACCUCCACCCACAGGACAUGCUGCUAUUUCAAUGACACGUACUAUGCCCCAGGUGAGCUGGUGUACAACAGCACACAUGGAGACACCUGCUAUUACGUGAACUGCUCGCUGGAGUGCACCCUAGAGAUCUUCAACUGGUCCUGCCCAUCCAUACCCUCCCCAACUCCCAGCCCAUCCACACCCACCACCCGGUCAUCCAUGACAUCCAGUGUGCCGCCCACCACCAAGCCCCCUGCGUGCCUGGACUUCGAUCCUCCCAGACAGGAGAAUGAGACCUGGUGGCUGUGUAACUGCACCAUGGCCAUCUGCAAGUACAACAACACCGUGGAGCUCGUGGAGGUGAAGUGCGACCCCCCACCCAUGCCCACCUGCUCCAACGGCCUCAUGCCUGUGCGCGUCGAGGACCCCGACAAGUGCUGCUGGCACUGGGAGUGUGACUGCUACUGCACGGGCUGGGGGGACCCGCACUACGUCACCUUCGAUGGGCUCUACUACAGCUACCAGGGCAACUGCACGUACGUGCUGGUGGAGGAGAUCACCCCCACCGUGGACAACUUCGGGGUCUACAUCGACAACCAGCACUGUGACAUCAACAGCCAAGCGCCCUGCCCCCGCACGCUCAUCGUGCGCCAUGAGACCCAGGAGGUGCUGAUCAAGACCGUGCACACGAUGCCCAUGAGGGUGCAGGUGCAGGUCAACAGGCAGGCCGUGGCGCUGCCCUAUAAGAAGUACGGGCUGCAGGUGUACCAGUCAGGCAUCAACUAUGUGGUGGACAUCCAUGAGCUGGGUGCCCUCAUCUCCUACGACAGCCUUUCCUUCUCCAUCCGGCUGCCCUACCACCGGUUCGGCAACAACACGAAGGGCCGCUGUGGCACGUGCACCAACAACACCUCGGAUGACUGCAUGCUGCCCGGUGGGGAGGUCGUCGCCAACUGCGAGGUCGCGGCUGGCCACUGGGUGGUGGACGACCCCUCGGAGCCGCACUGUGCCCACAGGGGCUUCACCAGCGAGCGCCCGGCCACCUGGCCGUCGGUGGGCAGCAGCCCAACCACCGGGGCGGGCUCUCCAUCUCCACUCUGCGAGCUCAUCAAGGACAGCUUGUUCGCCCCGUGCCACACUGUGGCAUCCCCCAAGCACUACUACGAAGCCUGCAUAUUCGACAGCUUCACCGUGCCCAACUCAAGCUUGGAGUGUGCCAGCCUGCAGACCUACGCAGCCCGCUGUGCCCAGGAGGGCAUCUGCGUCGACUGGCGGAGCCACACCGGCGGGGCCUGCCUGGUGACGUGCCCGGCGCACCAAGAGUACCGGGCCUGUGGUCCCAUGGAGGAGCCCACCUGCAAGUCCAGCCCCACCCAGGCAAAGAGCCCACGCCUGGUGGAAGGCUGCUUCUGUCCCGAGGGCACCACCAACUAUGCGCCCGGCUUCGACGUCUGCGUGGACCUGUGCGGCUGCGUGGGGCCCGACAACACGCCCAGAGAGUUUGGGGAGCACUUCGAGUUCGACUGCAAGGACUGCAUCUGCCUGGAGGGGGGCAGCGGCAUCACCUGCAGGCCCAAGACAUGCCACCCGGGGCCCCUCGUGGAGUGCAAGGAGGAGGGCACCUACGCUGUCACAGAGGCCGACCCUGCCAACACCUGCUGCAACAUCACCUCUUGCAAGUGCAACGCCAGCCUGUGCAGCAGGAAGCCCCCGCUGUGCUCGCUGGGCUUCGAGGUGAAGAGCGAGAUGGUCCCUGGGAGGUGCUGCCCCUUCUACUCGUGCGUGCCCAAGGGCGUGUGUGUUCUCGGGAAAGCUGAGUACCAGCCCGGUUCUCCAGUCUUCUCCUCCAAGUGCCAGAACUGCAUAUGCACCAAACACAGGGACAACGCCACGCAGCUCAACAACAUCUCCUGCACCCACGUGCCUUGCAACACCUACUGCAACCGCGGCUUUGAGCUGGUGGACGCCCCCGGCGAGUGUUGCAAGAAGUGCCAGCAGACCCAGUGCAUCAUCAGCAUCAACAAGCCCGGCAGCCAGAGCCUGGUCCUGAAGGGCUCCAUCACACUCAUGCCCAAUGGCUGCUGCAGGAAAUGCCUCCCUCGCAAUGAGACCAGGGCCCGCUGCUCCACUGUCCCCCGCGUCAGGGAAAUUUCACACAAUGGCUGCACCAAGCUGGUCACCAUGAACGACUGCUCCGGGUCCUGCGAGACCUUCUCCAGGUACUCGGUCGAGGCCCAGUCCCUGGACCACAGGUGCUCCUGCUGCAAGGUGCAGCGCACCAGCCAGCGGGAGGUGGUGCUGCAGUGCCCGGGCGGGCACUGGCUCCGCCACACCUACACCCACAUUGACAGCUGUCUGUGCCAGGACACCGUGUGCGAGCUGCCCCCCCAGCACAGGGCCCGGCGCUCUGGCCCCAGGGACCCGGGCCCGGGGUGGGGAAAGCCCUCUGAGCCCGAAUUUGUGAAAAAGGACUCAGUCCCUUUCGCAGCCAUUAAGCUGCAUGUGCACCUGUUUGUGUGCAUGCUCUCAGGCACAGCUGUGCCAGGGCAGAGGCGGCAGAUGUUGCCAACCCCCUGGGCGGCAUGGGGGACACCUUCUGUAAAUGGGGACUUGGCAGGACAGGGCACAGGAGACAAGGACCAGUUCGGCCAGGUGGGCGGCCCUGCCCCGGGGACCUGGAAGCUGGGCUACAAGCUCUCCGCCACUGCCUUGGGUGCCGUGGGAACAGGCCUGCCCACCUCUGCCCCUGGCCAGGAGGCUACGUGCCCCCCCCGCACCGUUCCCUCGAGCUCACUGAUUCUGGACCUGCCCCAGGGCAGGGCCCACGAGUUCCCACCAGGUCUCAUGGUACUGCAGCUCAGCUACGCUUGA
Messenger RNA from Mesoplodon densirostris (Blainville's beaked whale), 10914 nucleotides. RefSeq names its product mucin 2, oligomeric mucus/gel-forming (gene MUC2). Gene Ontology annotation, cellular component: extracellular matrix. The record is from RefSeq and is a predicted model, not a curated record. Gene Ontology annotation, molecular function: protein binding. NCBI's taxonomy places the organism in Eukaryota, Metazoa, Chordata, Mammalia, Artiodactyla, Ziphiidae. The transcript has 60 exons.